ACAGUUUCGAUGUGCGCGGCCGCAGCUUCAACAAAGCCCUCCAUUGGUCAGAUCCUCUGGCUUUCGGGAGAAGAGCCUACUUCGUCACCAUGUCCAGACCUUCGGCCCUCACAGUCGAUGCUGUUCAGCUCGAUGAUGAGGGCAUCUACAGAUGCAGAGUAGACUUCAAAAAUUCUCCUACCAGGAAUUUUCAGAUCAAAUUAAAUGUUGUCGUGCCACCGCAUCAGCUGCUCCUCUAUGAUGAGGCUGGGCGUGAUGUUGCUGGAGUGGUCGGACCUUUGGAGGAGGGAGGCAACUUCACUCUACUCUGUGAGCUUAGAGGAGGUCGUCCACAACCCACCCUCACUUGGCUGAUCAACAACAAGCAGAUAGACGACCACACCAUACUCAAGAAUGAUGGCAAGGUCAUCGUCAGCCGCAUCAGCAUUGGUGGAGCUGAGAGGAGCUGGUUGAACACCAGCAUCAGGUGUCAAGCCACCAACACUCCGCUAUUGAGUCCUCAUGAAAGAACUGCUCGCGUGGAAAUGCAUUUACGACCAACAUCAGUGAUGAUAACGAAUAAACCUGGCCAGAUGUCAGCUGACUCCGAGAUCACCAUCAUCUGCGUCACCCACGGCAGUAGACCAGCGGCUCAAGUUACCUGGUUCAGAGAGAACAGAAGAUACACGAAGGGAAAGCACAGCGAGUUCACGAAUGAGACGACCACUGUCAGCAAGCUGACGAUGUUGCCCCAACCUGAAGAUGAUGGAGCCAUGAUCCGAUGUCGAGCUGACAAUCCGGUGCUAAGGGUGGCGCUGGAAGACGCCUUCAGAAUGACUGUUGUUUACCGUCCAGUUCUGACGAUGUCUCUGGGCAGCACCCUGAACCCCAAUGACAUAAAAGAAGGAGAUGACGUCUACUUCGAGUGUAACAUCAAGGCCAAUCCUAAGGAGCAUCGAAUCUCCUGGUAUCAUAACGAUAUACAAGUGAGCCAGAACAUGUCUUCGGGAGUGUUCAUCAGCACCAAGUCCCUCGUUCUUCAGAGGGUAACGAAGAGAGAUGGCGGCCUCUACACUUGUAGGGCAGCCAAUCAAAUGGGGGAGUCUAGCAGUCAAGCUGUGUAUUUGAGGGUGCAAUACGCCCCAGUAUGCGCCCAGCCUUCUCCGCUGCUGAUUGGUGCGCGCCUCGACGAACAAUUGCGCGUACGCUGUACCGUGAACGCAGACCCCGCUGACGUCACAUUCUAUUGGCAGUUCAACAAUAGUGGCGAGAGCUUUCAAGUGUCUCCUGCGAGAUAUGUUUCUACGGGUGGAACAUCAAGUGAGCUGCGGUACCGGGCAGCGAGCGAGCGAGACUACGGUGCCUUGCUCUGCCGCGCCACCAACGCCGUGGGUCGGCAGAAACGGCCCUGUGUCUUCCAAAUAGUUCCAGCUGCUCGUCCAUCACCACCGCGGAACUGCACAGCUAAGAGAGUAAUCGUCCACAACGAAGCACUCCUCUCCGUCAAGUGUGCAGCUGGCUACGAUGGAGGUCUAAACCAGCACUUCACUCUGGACAUCCUGGGAGAGAAUGGAAAGACCCUCUCUAAUACUACUGCUAAUUUUAUUGAUCUAAUAGUCUGGUUCAACAUCAGCUGGUCAGCAGUGGAUGCUUUAGAGGAAGAUGAGGAUCUUGCAGUCACUGCUCGGAACAGCAAGGGCGCUUCAGAUCCUGUAUUGCUCCGGGAUCUGGUCUUCAGAGACGCAGAGAAAAGGGCAGAGAGCACAACUCGAGCUGAGACGAAGUUUCCGACAGCUGCUGCGUUCGCGGGACUGGCUGCUAUUUUAACUGCGGCAGGCGCUAUUGCAGUACUCGCUGUGAGAAAGCGAGGAGAGACUACCACCACCUCCAAGCGACCUUCGCAGAGCGUAGUGCAAGUAGAUGCUCAGGGGAGGCGGUUUCUCAUAGCAUACCCUGCACCUGCAGACAAGUUGGAGACCAAACCUGAUAUACUGAAUCCUAAGUCUGACAACGAGCCGCCGCGAGUGGUGCUGGAGUCCAGUGACAACAAGAGCUACAGCAUCAGGGAGGCGAGCUCCGUGCCACACAAGUCAGCAUACAGCCCACCACCUCCACCAGAAAAUAUGGUGAGAGAAUAUCUUACUUCCUUAGAUUUCAGACGAUCAUCAGCAGACUGGUCGCAAUUUUUCAAGCCUCUUUCCUUUUUUUUUGAUGAACCUUUCGAUGAACUUGUUACUUUUUGGUUACGCUCGACACUUUUCGAACGAGCUCGAAAAUUUACGGGCAAGUACGAUAAUCAUCAUAAACUUCAUGACAAUCACCACCUCCAAGUAUCAGGAUCUCCUUAA
Messenger RNA from Spodoptera littoralis (African cotton leafworm), 2327 nucleotides. NCBI's taxonomy places the organism in Eukaryota, Metazoa, Arthropoda, Insecta, Lepidoptera, Noctuidae. The record is from the annotation of a GenBank genome assembly.